GGUUUGGUGUAGAUUGUGAGUAUGCCAGCAUUGCUGAAGCUUGCAGCGCUGCCGCGGAUUUCGGUAAAAAUGGAGCGUUGUUUUUGUUACUGUCCGCUCCAAGCCAGAAAGGCAAACAGUAAAACCAAAAAACAGUUAUGCAUACGUCACAUUAAUUUCAUUUUCGCGUGUAUUUUCGCAUGUGCGUAAUGUUUCCCUUUUAUAAUUAGUUCAGACAAAAAACCUCUUUAGAAUGAAGCAAUCAGCUCUUGCCUACCUUAGAAGAAAUCACAAAGCUCUUGACAUCAAGCAGUUUUACAAAGCGUAUGGAAACACAAAUCAAGACACGUCAGAAACAGUGUACAAAAAUACAGUAAGAAAAGCAACCGUUGAUGAUCAUAAAAGUCUUCAAACAUGGGCUAAAAAGGAACGUAGCCUCAAUUUUUCUAAUAUUGAUUCUGAAGCUGCUAAGAAUUAUUGGUACGAGAUAAGUGCCCAAAUUGCUGCGCAAGAGCAGAAACAUUUCAGCAUUAUAGCUACGUCAUCCGCCGCAAGAGAUAUGCAGAAUUCUCUUGGAAAAAGCAAAGCAAAGGGAAAAGAAUCAGUUGUUGAUGAAGAGCAAGAAGUGCAAGGAGUUGAAGCAAAAGCUACUCAGACAAGUAUGCCGAAAGAAAUCCCUUUUAUUGAUAGUUUCAUAAAGAAGUUUUCUCUUAUGAAUAAUAGCAAAAAAUGGUAUCUCGAGACUGGAAAGUGUGUUGAAGAUGCUCUCUUUGAAUUUGGUCUUACAUGCAAUUUUGAGCACUUAGCUCAUUCGUUUACCAUUGACCCUUCUGAUCAAACCCUUCUGAAACAAAACGUCUUUACAGCUAAAGAGCUUGCCGAAAUAAAGAAAAAAGCACUAAUCCCUUUUCCAGAUCUUAACGUUUCGUUAACUGAGUAUCUUGCAGCAUUCAACCAGAAAUCGACCUCUGGCCUUAGAAAAGCACUAUAUAAUUGCAAAUGGUAUGAAGACUAUGACGAAAAUGAACAUGCCUCCUUGGAUUGGAUCCGUAGAUCUAUUGAUACACUACUACCAUUGUACGAAAAGAAGAUAAUGAACGAAAAGCAUAAUGAACAAUGGUAUCAGAAAAGAAUUUGGUUCAUGAUUGAUACAUUAUUUGAGAUUAUUCCUGAUCUGAGGAUCGUAAGAGGCGAAAACAGCAGUAGCUCAAGUAGUGCAAGAAAGAAUAUUGACCGCGGAGCUGCUUGCUUUGAAAAUCUUGCCAGGAAGAGGAUGGGUCGCCGUGGGGAUUUCAUCUUGCGCUACCAUGAUAUCGAAUUGGCUUGUGGUGAAGAUAAAGCAUCAGAUAAUGGAACAAAUAUGAUGCAGGACAGGGGAAUUAAAUGUCCAAAGAUGAUGAGAGAUAUGCUGUGGGCUUUGCUUGACAGUGUUAAGUUUAAUCAGGAGAAGUCAAAGAAGUUAACUAUUUUGGGUGUGACAACAUUUGGCUUGAAUUUAUAUUUGGAUUGGAUGACGAUCCAUGAAGGCUACGUUUGUGUUUUGGUUCGCUCGAAAAAAAUAUCGAUGCCAAGUACUAUUGAUUCUUUCCCUAGUUCUCUUUCUCUCUUUGCUAGUUUGUUGUCUGCUCUGGAAGUUAUCAAGUCCGUAAUUAAUGUAAUGAAUGCUAACGAUGUUUAUGAUAUCGAGUUGCUAAAGCCAUCCCUCAAGAGAGCAUACAGUGAGGAUGACGACGAGAGUAAUGACGCGAAAAGCUGGUCAAGAAUUGUAUCCGCAUCCACCCCCGAAGACAAUGGCCGAUUCAGAAGGGUCUCUGGAGCUUAGCUGUAUGUUGGCGCUUUCUUUUACUAUGAAUAUCCACGAAAAACAAAUAUCAAAUACCAUCAUUAUACCAUCACAUAGUAAAUAAAUUCCUUCAGUCCUAAAGUACGAACUCGUCUCUUUAAGAGAACACUUUUAAAGAUAGCAGUAUUUUCUUAAUUUUGAAUAUUCUAUUUUGAUAUUUUAUUAGCCACGAAUUCCG
This is a messenger RNA of Rhizopus microsporus ATCC 52813, 2000 nucleotides long. RefSeq lists its product as uncharacterized. The record is from RefSeq and is a predicted model, not a curated record. Lineage: Eukaryota; Fungi; Mucoromycota; Mucoromycetes; Mucorales; Rhizopodaceae. The transcript has 5 exons. The coding region runs from base 233 to 1801 and encodes 522 amino acids.